Molecule: messenger RNA, 2148 nt
Organism: Periconia digitata
Lineage: Eukaryota; Fungi; Ascomycota; Dothideomycetes; Pleosporales; Periconiaceae
Source: the annotation of a GenBank genome assembly
ACACGCGGAACCUUAAACAGCCAUUCACCAGAAGGUUUCCGCGAUAUCGAUCCAUCAGUUGCACCGCUUGUGAUGGCCGUGUUGAUUCUCUCGCCGCUCUCUUCCGCAAUCAUCAUCACUGACGGCCUUGUCUAUGCUGGCCUUUCCCAGCAGGAUCAAAUUGUUUCUUCUCACAGCUCGCCGGUUGUUUGUUAUCAGAUCAUUGGAGGCGGGCUCGAAGGGGACGACCCGCCUUUUUCUGUGGUGAUCCCUUCCCGGUGUAGCAAAGCUCACUCAGGUACGUGGGUAAACGGUAUCGGAUUGUGUGCUUUUGUUUGUACAUUGAGGGAGACGGUGCAUACAUUCUUCAUACGAUCAUAACUGCUCGCGUAGACAUCAGCUUUCGUUGAAUCAAUGCAUGCUGGAUGAAAGCGGCUUUCAAUCGAUCCAUGUGUACAUGUACAUGUAUACAUAUGUAGUGGUAAGCCCCAUCCCCAACUUAUGUGUGUAUGUGUGCAUGUGUUUGCCCAUAUUGUUUGCUCAUUCCAGAUUCUCCCAUUCAUUUUCUGUAACUUUGAGUCAUUCGUAGGAAUGAAACUUUUGAAUAUUCAAUUGCUGGCUCAUAUGCAGCGGAGCACUCUUGGAAGUGAGCACUCGAGUGCACGCAUCACGUGGAAAGCCCAUCCAGCCAGGAAGCGGUUAGCGUAGGCAGCACCCCAAACCCCGUCCGACCAUCCCAUGACAACAUGGGCAUGACAUAAGGCGACUUUCUCGUUCGCCAACUACGAUAUAAUACCCUCACCUCACCCAAUCCACUCGAUUUCAUAUCGAAUCCACGGCCUCUUCCACCCUGCGUACAGAUAUGGGCCUGAGAUGACGUCUACUCCUCACGUCUUGCUCUCGACGCCCAUUGCAAGGCUGCAAGUAGCACUAUCCCAACGGCGACCGCGCAUCACACUUCACUAUUGUGCUGGCGGGUGAACGACCACCUUGCAAACCCCUCCCUACCGCCAUCCACAACCCACAAUCUAGAUCACGCACGCGAUGAAUACGCGCCCUAUACUCGACUCAUAUGCGGGGCCUCAUGCUCUCUCAGCUUCCUUCAAUGCAGACAGUUCUUGCUUCUCGGUAGCGCUGGAAUCGGGCUUCCGCAUUAUAUCUUCGAGCCAUGGAGAGACAAAGGUCACCCGAGAGGUUGGUGGUGGCAUCGGCUGCGCAGAGAUGCUGGGUACCACCAGGUACAUCGCCUUAGUCGGAGGAGGGAAACAGCCCAAGUUUCCACAAAAUAAGGUGCAAAUCUUCGACGAUGCCCGCGAGAAAGUCACCACAUCUCUCGAGUUCAAAACGCCUGUUCAACGGGUUCGCAUUACUAGAGACUAUCUAGUGAUUGCCUUGCUGAAUAGCGUGGGGAUAUACAAAAUGAGUAUACCCCCAAAGAAGACCGCCGAGUAUGAGACGGUGAACAACCCCUUUGGGUUGUGUGCUUUGAGCGAGGGCGUGCUCGUUUUUCCUGGCAUUCUGCCGGGUCAACUCAAAUUCUACAGCCCCAGCAACAGCCAAGUCAGCAUCAUAUCAGCCCAUGAUACCCCGCUGCGCGCGAUCGCCGUCAGUAUGAAGGGUGACAUGGUAGCCACUGCGAGCGAGAAGGGUACCAUUAUCCGUGUAUGGUCAUAUCCCAGCUGCACCAAGCGCGCUGAGUUCCGCAGAGGUGUUGACGACGCUGUCAUUUUCUCCCUCGCCUUCUCGCCAGAUGGUUCCACUCUUGCUGUUACCUCUGACAAGUCUACACUCCAUCUUUUCGACAUCCCGACAUCCUCGCAGUCUAAACCCGAUCCUUCUAAACACAAAUGGGGCUCUUUGUCUUUGGCUGGACCUUUACUCCCUCGUCAGUUUUCAGAUACUUAUUCAUUCGCAUCGACCAAAUUUGAAAUGGGCGAUGAGCCGUUAACCUGGGGUCCGCACUCCAGAUCACCUACGUUUACUGCUAGCACCCCUGGAGUGCCCGGCGGGCGUCCGACAAAGGGUCUGGUUGGCUGGCUUGACAGUCAAACGCUCAUUGUGGUCGGUGCAGGGCAGGAUUCACGAUGGGAAAAAUUUGUGGUCGGGAUUGACCAAGCUGGGAAACGGAUAGUGUAUAGAGAGGGCUGGAGACACUAUCUGGAUUUGUGA